UUGAGGUCAUGAGUUUUUCUUUAGAGCUAGACUUGAGAUCAAGGUUUUGUUUGUUCUCUUUACAAAAUGCUCAACAUAUCCAUGGGCCAUUUCUUGUUGUUGUACCAUUAUCCACAUUGUCAAACUGGGCAAAAGAAUUUAGGAAGUGGCUACCUGAGAUGAAUAUUAUUGUAUAUGUUGGUACUCGUGCAAGUCGAGAGGUUUGUCAGCAGUAUGAAUUCUACAAUAACAAAAAUGUUGGCAGGCCAAUAAAGUUUAAUGCACUAUUGACUACAUAUGAAGUAGUUCUGAAAGAUAAAGCUGUCCUUUCAAAGAUCAAGUGGUGCUAUCUGAUGGUUGAUGAAGCACACAGGUUAACAAAUAGUGAAGCACAGUUGUAUACAACACUUUCGGAAUUUAGCACCAAGAACAAGUUGUUGAUUACUGGUACUCCAUUACAGAACAGUGUGGAAGAGUUGUGGGCCCUGCUUCAUUUCCUUGAUCCAGAUAAGUUCAGGAGUAAAGAUGAUUUUGUUCAGAAUUACAAGAAUCUUGGCUCUUUUAAUGAGAAUGAGCUUGCUAAUCUUCAUACGGAAUUAAGACCUCACAUUCUCCGAAGAGUUAUUAAGGAUGUAGAGAAAUCUUUGCCUCCAAAAAUUGAGCGAAUUCUUAGGGUUGAGAUGUCUCCACUUCAGAAACAGUACUAUAAGUGGAUAUUGGAACGCAACUUCCAUGACUUGAACAAAGGAGUUCGUGGGAAUCAGGUUUCACUUUUAAAUAUUGUGGUUGAGUUGAAGAAGUGCUGCAAUCACCCCUUCCUAUUUGAGAGUGCAGACCAUGGUUAUGGUGGCGACUCAAGAACCAAUGAUAGCAGUAAACUUGAGAGAAUUAUUUUGAGCAGUGGGAAGUUACUUAUACUCGAUAAGCUGCUUGUUAGGUUGCAUGACACAAAGCAUCGUGUUUUAAUUUUUUCCCAGAUGGUAAGAAUGUUGGAUAUACUAGCAGAAUAUAUGUCACAUAGAGGGUUUCAAUUUCAAAGGCUAGAUGGCAGCACUAAGGCUGAACUGUGUCAGCAAGUAAUGGAUCAUUUUAAUGCACCUGGUAGUGAUGAUUUCUGCUUCCUUCUUUCAACUCGGGCAGGUGGCCUAGGUAUCAACCUUGCAAUAAUAGAUACAGUUAUCAUAUUUGAUUCGGACUGGAACCCUCAAAAUGACCUACAGGUUUCAUUGAAAUGA
Messenger RNA from Humulus lupulus (European hop), 1214 nucleotides. Its product is annotated as protein CHROMATIN REMODELING 5-like. Bases 9 to 1214 code for a protein of 401 amino acids. Gene Ontology annotation, biological process: nucleosome organization; regulation of transcription by RNA polymerase II. The transcript is spliced from 8 exons. Gene Ontology annotation, molecular function: ATP hydrolysis activity; ATP-dependent chromatin remodeler activity; DNA binding. NCBI's taxonomy places the organism in Eukaryota, Viridiplantae, Streptophyta, Magnoliopsida, Rosales, Cannabaceae. The record is from RefSeq and is a predicted model, not a curated record. Gene Ontology annotation, cellular component: nucleus; chromatin.